GGGAUGAGCCAAAUGUCGUCGUCGACGCCGUCACACUCACUCUGUCUCUCUUCCUCUCCUCCAUUUUCUCUCACUUUAAUAUAUAUACUAUUUCGAUGAUAAUCAUAUCGUAAAUAAAUAAUUAUAAUCCUCCCAUUAAAAUAAAGCAUUAUCAUCAUCAUCAUUGUCAUCAUCUAAUGGUCACUACCCCAGGUGGGUCGGUUUGCUCAUUGCCUCGCUGUGCCGUUGGGUGAAAUUUCGCAUUUUGACUUGUGGGUGUUCUUCUUCUGGGCUCAAUUCUGUGUGCAGGAGCUGAGUUUUGGCCUUCUUGGAUUGAUUGUUGUAGGGACAGUAGUGCAAUGGUGACCUAUGAUUUGUAGAGCAUUAAGGACAUCGCAGAAAAUGAGAAGGGCUCUCUGAACGGGAUGCCGAGUUUUGAUUCUCAUUUGCCUCUUUCCGAUACAAAUUCUGCAGAAAGCACAAUACAACCUCACUGCAUUUCUGAUUUUGGGGAAAGAGAUCAGUCUGCUGGACUCCCCUUGCAAAAUUCUGUCAACGUGAGUGGAAGUACUCGAUAUAACUCAGCCACGCAAAACAUCCAAGCUUCUGUUUCAGAUCCUGUUCAUACUGCAAAUUUAAAGAAGUGUUCGCAAUCGCAGAAGGGUCAGUCAUUGAAUCUGGUCUCUAUCCCCCGCAGUAACAUAGAGAACUGGGGCGAGUCCAACAUGGCCGAUGCUAGUCCAAGGACUGAUAUUUCCACCGAUGAUACAGAUGACAAGAAUCAGCGGUUUGAAAGAGGUAAAGCCAUUACAGUCGGUGCUUCUGACUCCAGUGAUAGAUCAAAGGACAAGACAGAUCAGAAGACUCUUCGUAGGCUUGCUCAAAACCGCGAGGCAGCUCGGAAAAGCCGCCUGAGGAAGAAGGCCUAUGUGCAACAACUAGAGAGCAGCCGCUUGAAACUAACCCAACUUGAGCAGGAACUCCAGCGAGCGAGACAGCAGGGGAUAUUUAUUUCAAGCUCGGGAGACCAAGCUCAUGCUAUUGGUGGAAAUGGAGCCAUGGCAUUUGAUGCAGAAUAUGCACGGUGGUUGGAAGACCAGAACAAGAAAAUAAACGAACUUAGGUCUGCAGUGACUGCCCAUGCGAGCGACACAGAACUCCGCAUCAUAGUUGAUGGAGUCACCGCACACUACGAUGAGAUUUUCAGGCUCAAGGGUAAUGCAGCAAAGAACGAUGUCUUCCACCUAUUGUCAGGAAUGUGGAAAACACCCGCUGAGAGGUGCUUUCUUUGGCUCGGUGGUUUCCGUCCAUCUGAACUUCUCAAGCUUCUUGUCAAUCAAUUGGAGCCUCUAACAGAGCAGCAGGUUGUUAGUAUCAGAAACUUGCAGCAAUCAUCUCAGCAGGCAGAGGACGCGCUUUCUCAGGGCAUGGAAGCACUGCAGCAAUCCCUAGCCGAGACACUGUCCAAUGGGUCCCUUGGAAAUUCGGGCUCGUCCGGGAAUGUGGCAAAUUACAUGGGUCAGAUGGCAAUGGCCAUGGGAAAGCUCGGGACUCUCGAGGGUUUUAUUCGCCAAGCCGAUAACUUGCGGCAGCAAACACUGCAACAAAUGCAUCGAACAUUGACAACCCGCCAAUCAGCUCGCGCGAUCCUAGCAAUACACGAUUAUUUCUUCCGACUCCGAGCCCUCAGUGCCCUCUGGCUCGCUCGCCCAAGAGAGUGAAGGAACAUUGUUAGGCCGGUCUUGGUUCCAAGGUGUACAUUUUUACUAAUUUCUUUACGCAGGUAAAUGUGAGAAGCGGAUGGAGAUCUUUUAGAACUGUUGGAUUGGAUGUCUACUCUGUCAUCUUUCGCAGUUUUACUGCCUUCCAUAAUUUCGUAACAAUCUUAUCCUAGUCUCAAUGAAAGUCCGGAGUUUGUAACUGUUACUAGUGUUGUGCUGUUAUUCAUUAGAUUGUUGCAUGCAUGCUGUCCUCUCUUCCAUUAAUCACAUAAACGAAAUUGGCAA
Punica granatum (pomegranate) is the source of this 1985-nucleotide messenger RNA. NCBI's taxonomy places the organism in Eukaryota, Viridiplantae, Streptophyta, Magnoliopsida, Myrtales, Lythraceae. The record is from RefSeq and is a predicted model, not a curated record.